Messenger RNA from Effrenium voratum, 4015 nucleotides. The record is from the annotation of a GenBank genome assembly. Lineage: Eukaryota; Dinophyceae; Suessiales; Symbiodiniaceae.
UGGUUCCUGGCAAGGAGUCGACGUUUGCAGGUUGCCAUGGAUCUGCUCUCUGCAGCUGCCGCCUUUGCGCAGUUUGAAGGGCACUGCUUGGCACAGCUCCUGGCUGAGGGCGUGGAGCCUGAAGACGCCCAGGCCGCUGCGCUUCAGCAAUGGGAGGCCAUGGCUCCGGAGGCGCGGCUUCGGUGGGACCAGCGACCGGCAGCGGGAGACGAGGAGGCCGUUGAGGUCGAGGUGGAAGACGUGGAGAGGACGGAAGAGGCGUGCGCCCGUGCCCCCACGCCUUCGCGCCGGAGGGAGGCGGACGUUUCAGGUCGCCCGACCAAGAAGCAGAGGACGAGCGCGAGGGAUGCCUGGCUGAGACCUGCACAGGCAACGGCUUUGCGAGAGUCCAGUGAAGGGGCUGAAGAGGAUUCCGAGGACGAGUCUGAGCAGCGAUCUUUCAAGAUAUCUGAAGCCGUACAGGGCGGGCGGCAUCCUGAUUGGCUGACGGAGCCUGCAGCAGUGGCCGAAAUCUCUCUUCCAAAGUUGUCCGAAGACGAGGUAAUAUACAUUCCAGCAGAGGUUGCGGAGAAAGAGCUGCUCAGCAGCCCUCAGCUGGAGAGCGUGGCAUACGCGGCUCGACGGUUUCGCGGGCACCUGCCGUCUGGCGUGCGAGCUGGCUACUACCUUGGGGACGGAACUGGCUGUGGCAAGGGUCGCGUCAUCGCAGCCUUGAUUUGGCAUCUGUGGAACGGGGGCGCCAAGAGGCACGUCUGGCUGAGCGCGAGCAAUGAUCUGCUGGCCGACGCCAGCCGGGACUUCCGGGACUUGGCUGCCGAGCUGCCUCUGUGCAGUCUGUCCUCUAUGCCCUACGGCCCCGUGUCCGGCGCUGGCCUGGACGACAGCGGCAACGGGGUGAUCUUCGCCAGCUACCAGCUGCUGGUGGCCAGCAAAAGUGCCUCUGCCGCGCCCACGCCCGAGACCUCGCGCCUGGGCCAGCUGAUCCAUUGGCUGCGCAAGGGGCCCGGCGGCGCCUGUGGCCUCAUCGCGCUGGAUGAGGCGCACCGGACCAAGAAUGUGUCCAGCGGCACGAGCACCGGCUCCAAGGCGGGCAGCUGCUCCCUGGAGCUGCAGCGGGCGCUGCCCUCCAUGGCGGUGCUCUACGCGAGCGCCACCGGGGCCACGGAGCUCAGGCACCUGGGCUACUUGGAGCGGCUGGGCCUUUGGGGCAAGGGCCGGCCCCACGCCACCUUUGAGGAGCUGCGGGAUGCUGUGGAGGGAGGCGGCUUCGCUGCCAUGGAGUUGUUGGCCAUGACAAUGCGCGCAGAGGGCAUGCUGUCCUGCCGGUCUCUGUCCUUCAAGGGUGCCUCCUUCCGCCUGGUGCCGGUCACGCUAAAGGAGGAGAAUGCCUAUUCGGCCAGCUGCAAGUUCUGGCAGGAUUGCUUCCAGUUGAUCUUGCGCUUGCUGAAGAUAAGGACGCGGGAGGUCAAGCAGAAGAAGCUGAAGCAUUCCACUGAGCUCAAGGACAACUCCCUGCACAUGAGACAUUUCUGGAGUGCGCAGCAGCAGUUCUUUCGGCAGCUGCUGAUCUGCGCCAAAGUGGACACCGCCGUUUCGCUGGCCACUUCCGCUAUACUCAGGGGCGAGUCUGUGGUCAUUGCUAUGUGGUCCACUGGCGAAUCCAUGACGGAAGCCCUGGCGGGCCGGGAGGGCGAUCGGAAAGCGGCUGCUGCUGGCUUUGCCUCCGCACCAAAAGAGGUGGCGCUCCGCAUGCUCAACGGCCUCAGGACGGUGGCCAACUCCCUGGCCUCCGGACAAUCUGCGCUGCAGGAGAUUGAUAAAGUCGAGAAGGAGUUGGAGAAGCUGCAACUCCCUCCCAACCCGUUGGACGAGAUCAUGCGGAGACUGGGCGGACCAAGUAAGGUGGCUGAGAUGACGGGCCGAUCCCGGCGCUUGGUUUACAACGAGCUCACCAGCGAGACGCGCUUCGAGGACCGCGGUGAGGGCGCCAACCUGCAGGAGCUCAGAGCCUUCCAGUUAGGGCGCAAGCACGUGGCCAUCGUGACCGAGGCCGCCAGCGCUGGCAUCAGCCUGCAUUGUGACAGGCGCCUGCCAGAGAAUGCGCAGAGGCCGCGCUACAUGAUAUCCAUCGAAAUGCCUUGGGAGGCGGACAAGGCCAUCCAGCAGCUGGGUCGCGUGCACCGCAGCAACCAGAGGGUACCCCCGCGCUUCGCCUUUGUCGUGACGGAUUUGGGUGGAGAGGUGCGGUUUGUGUCCACGGUGGCCCGGCGCUUGCGAAUCCUGGGCGCAAUGAUGCGGGGAGACCGGAAUUCUGCCCAUGGCGCUGUGCAGUCUCUGGCCAACUUCGACCUUCAGAAUCGCUACGGGCGCCAGGCCCUGGCACGUCUCUUCGAGCUCCUGCGCACCGGGCAGCAGCCGGAGGUGUCCUUCUCCUUCCUCCCGUUCGGCCGACGCAAGGGAAGGGCAAAGUGGCCCAGCUGGGCAGAGUUCAAGAAGUCGGCGGAGAAGGCGCUUGAUCUCAUCGGUUUGCGACCUGAUACGGAAGACAAGUAUGAGGAGUCGUUGGCAGAGUCCAAGAACCUGAACGUAUUCCUCAACAGGCUGCUGAUGCUGGAGCCCGGCAUCCAAAAUGCAUUGUUCGAUGCCCUGGCGGAGCUGUACACGCACCUGGUGAGCCUCGACCGCGCCUCCGGGGUCUACGACAACGGCCCGGAGCUGCUGGACAGGAGGCGCGGUGCAAGAGCGGAAGUUCGCCUGGCCCACCGCGAGGUCCUCUUUACCGACCCCAUCACAAGCUCAGAAACAGCCUACGUCCGACUGAAGUUGGAUCGCGGCAUGACCUGGUCCACUGCCACGAAGGUGCUCGAACAACGGGGAAGAGGAGAAGCCGAAGGUUUCUACUGGUGCUUGCGCGGGCCGGUUCCGAGCUCUCAGAAGCCAGUGGUCCUUGCGGUGGCUCGUCCAAAGGUUCAGGCAGUCCGCGCCGGGGCUGCAGACUCCUCCGACGAGGAGAGCGAUGCGGAGCUGGACCUGCAUUGGCCGCAGGGGCCUCCGCCGGAUGCCAGCCUGGACCAGCGAAUCUUGUCGUCCACACUGGGCCGGGGUGAGAGCUUCAGGAGAGUGAUGCCUUCCGAACUGAAGCAGGUGCAGGUGGCAUGGCAGCGUCUGCAUCAGGCCGCCAGUGGCGGAAGGUGGCAGGAUGAGCAUGUGCUCACAGGAUCCAUCCUGAGUACUUGGGCAGUUCUCGGCACGGCCAUUGGAGCCGAAGUCAGCUCCAGGCUGAAGAAGACGAAGAUCCCCCUGGUUCGCGCAAAGCUCUCAGAUGGCGGGGCGGUCGUGGGCGUGCGCCUACAGCCGGAUCGCUUGAAGGAGGUGAGGUAUGUGCUCUCGGCGCUGUACGAAGAGCGGAGUAGCAAGAUCAAGGCUGACCAGGUGGACAUCCAGAAGCUCAGCGCGCACGUGGAGGCGUUCUUGCGCACGCAGCCCAACCAAAAAGCGGCCUGGGAUGGCUGGGCGGGCGCCCACCAGGUUCUUUUGUCCGAGGGCCUGGUGGCGGAGGGGGCGCCGGGCAUGUUGGCGGCCCAGGAGGCGAUGGAGGAUCUCGAGCGCAACGGCAAGGCUGGAGAUCUGCAGCUGGUAGGCCCGAAAGUUGCUGGAGGUUUUGCCAGGAGGUGAGUAACAAAGAUCCCUUUGAUGGAUGUCAGAGUCAUUGCGUGAACUUAAGAACAUGUGUUUUGAUGGGACGAUUCACUUCACAACAUUUUUGUUGAUGGAUGUCAGAGUCAUGGCCCAGGGCGCGCGUGUACACGCCUUUUCGUUCCAGAAGCAAAAUCAAAGAUCGCCGUGGCUUAGGUGGACACGGCCGAGGGCACGGUGCAGCUCCGAGACAAGCCCCGGGGCUGCGGCUGGUACAUCCCUCCGCCCAAGCCGAAGACGCGGGGCCGUGGCAGGGGCCGCAAGGCCAAGUAGGCACCGAAGAAAGCAGAAAGCAAGACCAGAGACAGACGAAACUGGC